Molecule: messenger RNA, 2766 nt
Organism: Parasteatoda tepidariorum (common house spider)
Lineage: Eukaryota; Metazoa; Arthropoda; Arachnida; Araneae; Theridiidae
Source: RefSeq, a predicted model, not a curated record
UUUCCUUCGAAACAAAGUUAUCAUCAACCUUGAUAAGAGAUUGAUUUGAUUUUUAUCUUUGUAUUUUUAGCCUCGGAAGAGGAUUUUAUACAUUUACAAGGAAAUGCUGUUUUUGCAACAGAAUCCUGUCAAAGAAUAUUUUGUCGGAAUUACGGGAUAUGCGAAAUAACUGCAGUUCCUCUCUGAUUGACCAUCUUCAGUAAAAAUUUGAAUUACGAUAUUGAAGUCUGACGAAAAUUUCUAACAAUUGCAAAAUAUUUGCAAAAUAAGAUAAACUUUUAUUUUAUUUCGAUUAAUCUUGUUUUGAUCAAAACUUCUUUUUUCUGAUCGCCAGCUUAAGUUUAUUCAAAAGGAAAUGAAUACCUCAUUUCAAGACAUCUUUUUCCCCUACCAAAACAAUUCAUUGGAUAAUGAUACUUUGGACAUGAACCAAGAACAAGAUAGAUCUGAUAUUCAGGAAAAUUUCACAAUUGCGCAAGAAGUCUUUCUCAUGAUUUCAUGUGUCGGAAUAUUUGGUAAUUCAUUAUCGAUUCUUGCCUUGAGGAAAUCGAAGAUGCUUCGAUGCCCAACCACUGCCUUUGUUAUAACUUUAUGCGUUGCCGAUUUGCUUUUUUGUAUCAUCACAAUAAUAAAUUACACCAGGCCCGAUUGGAACCGCAACCACUCUUUUUGUAUUUUGAUAAUAUGGGCAAAAUUUUUAGUCGCUGGAGAAUCGUUUUACUUAAUGAUUGGAAUAACGAUUAAUCGAUAUAUCUGUGUAAUUUAUCCAAAGUAUUAUCGUUUGAUAUACAGAAAGAAAUAUUUAGUAUUGCAGUUAACUUUAACGUGGAUGUAUUCUUUUAUUCAUUCACUUUUACCAUUCUUUGGAGUUGUAGGAAGAUAUGGUUACGAUCCUAACAGCGGACUCUGUAUCAUUUUGAGACAUUAUGGAAUAAGAGUUAUAACUUUCUUUUUUAUACACUACUAUGCAUUUCCAGCCAUGGUUUUUGCAAUUUGCUAUUCGAGAAUUUUUUGGGUCACUCAUAAGGCAUCUCAACACGUGAGAAAGCAGUGCAAUUUGUUUGUUACAUCUGAAGAAUUAAAUGCCACAGCAAGUUCGCGAGAGAGUAGGAUUCAAAGAGGUGAUUUUCCGAAUCGUGUUGAUGAUAAAGAGAUGAAAAUCUUGAAAGUGAUGCUAGUCGUCUUCUUUGCUUUCCUGAUUUGUUACUUUCCAAUGGCGCUUAUUAAUUUUUUUGACAGUAAAGCGAAAAUCCCUACACUUACUGCGCUGUCCUUCUUGGGAAUCAAUUUAUCAACUGUGAUCAAUCCCAUAAUAUACGUUGCUAUGAGUGCUGAAUACCGAAAAGCAUAUUUUGAACUUUUCACUUGCAAACAAGUCUGGCUGCCAUUGUCAAUUUCUUCAAGUAAUACAGCAACUUAAGUGUUUGAUAUUACUCUAUAAUUUUUUUAUUCAGGCAAAUUUAUAUAAACAUUAUUGUUAUAAGUGUCACAAAUGUAAUAUUUGUGUACAAUGCCUGAAAUAAAUAAUGUGACCCUUAAAUAAUGUGACCCUUAAAUAAUGUGACCCUUAAAAAAAAGAAAUGUAAGAAAGGGAUUCAGAUAUGUAUUUAAUUAAACUUUGAAAAAAUCACAAAAGAAUUAAAAAAUAUAAAAUGAAAUAUUUUAAUAGCUUUAAAAAGUUAAAGAACGAUUUUGAAUGCGAUUUUUAAAUAUCAUCUGCACUAAUUUAUACGUUUAUUGAAAGUUAGUCUCCCAAAAUAUUUAAAUCAAAUCUAAGUAUGCUAAAAUCUCACUAUUAGUUCAAGAGUUGCUAGUUUUCCUAAUUUUCAUCUUGCGCUCUGUACACCAAAAGUCUUCAAUUUCAAAUUUAAUUUAUACAAAUGGGAAUAAAAAAUUUAAAAUAAUUUAUUCCUUCUUCAAUCAAAAUCAUUUAUAACUACUUGAUAAGCAAACUAGCCAAAUAAAGUGCUUUUUUCAAUAUCCAGUUAACAGCAACUGAGAAAAUCUGCAACGUGUGAUUAAGAACAAAAAUAUCUAUUUAAUAACUAGCGUCUUUUGGAAAUUUUUAAUAACGUUUCUUUGUCAUUUGUUUGAUUUCUCGAAUAUUUCUGUAUUCUCUGUAACCAGAACUCUUCCUCACUUACCGAACUUUUGGAAUGAAUAGAGAACUAAAAACUAGCUCAAAGAAAUAAAACUUGCGGAGAAAUAAAAUUACAUCCUAAGAAAACAUUCUAAAAUUUUUAAAGAUCAUUAUCAUUUUAAAUAAAAUAAGAAAUUAAUAUUUCUUGAAAAUCAUUAUUUUUUGAUGAGCAAUUUCCUUAAGCUCGUUUAAGUUUUUCUGUUGUUCAGAAAUACGCCAUUUCGAAAUGCGCAAAAAGAAAAAAAAAGAUUAAGGUUAUAAGGACUUUUACAUUAGGUAUAAUUAGCCUCAAGUAUAAGAAUCAUAUCUUACAGACUGAGUCUAAUCCCUUAUCCCAUGUCUUGGAGAUCUUAUUUAUUUUGAAACUUUUUUUUGCGUGAGUCUGACUUCAUCACUUUAAUUACCAUCUGUAAUAAUUAUUUAGCAUGUGUAAUGAGGGAUACUCCAAACAAUGAAGGUUGAAUCAUAGUACAUAAAAAUUUCUUUUAUUGUGUCAAAAUCUAUAUGUGUAAUAUAUACGGAAAUCAAUCAUUUUUUAUAUUAUUUGUAUGGAAUGUAAAGUUUUUAUUUAGUGUUCUGUACAAACUUUCCUUAACUAUUGUAAUAUAAAGAUUUCACUAACAUAA